Messenger RNA from Macrosiphum euphorbiae (potato aphid), 540 nucleotides. NCBI's taxonomy places the organism in Eukaryota, Metazoa, Arthropoda, Insecta, Hemiptera, Aphididae. The record is from the annotation of a GenBank genome assembly.
AUGGUUCCACAAACAGUCGCUGACCAUGGGUCAGGCGGCCAGAACUGCUUAACAGAUAAUGCGAGCGAGUUUCGCGACUCGUACAGAGUUUUCAAGAAGUGUAUGAUCACACAGGAUGGAGGCCACAAAAUACUGUUAAAGAAAGCUGCGUCAUUGGAGCAUCUAUUAUCAAUUAUCAGAAGUCCCAAAGUUAAAGCCACCUCAGAGGAGCUGCUGGAGGUCAUCAAUGCUCUCAAGGAAAGCCGCGAUGAAAUACUCAAAGCCUUCAACACUAUGUCACACAGGAUCCCCAAGAGCGAUCAGGUGCUAAAUAGUGUUAAUGCCAGUGGUAUAAGCGUUACCACGCAGACAGAGAUUAGUAAUGGUGGCACUGAGCCCCAUACGACAGACGAAAAGACGCGGAGGCUAAACCCCCCGAGGAGAAGGAAACGAGCAAAGCAACGGCAGUCACAGUCGCAGUCACAGCAUACACAGCCGCAGUCACCGGACCCCAAUCUGGGGUCUGAGGUAGCGGCCGACUGGAGCACCGUCCGGUCCUAG